AAAGCCGUCGCGUCGCCGCUCGGCGCCAGUCGGGGCGACUCGAGGGACUCGAGCGUUGCGGUGAAACGCGUCUCGCGGGGGCCGAACCCCCUCGUUAAAACUUUUUUUUUCGGUUUGCGAAACAAAAAAAAAGACAGUUCGGCGAAUCAGCCGAACAAUACCGGGGUUUUAAAGAAGAAGAAGACAAACGGAAGAAAGUUGACGGUUGUACAAAAAAAAAAAAAAAAGGAGGCAGUUCCUUUUUUUCCGUUUAUAGUGAACGGAGUUGCGUAAAGUCAGACGUUAAUGACGGGCGUAAGAAGUUUGAUCGAGCAGGCGAGCCUUCAGAAUAAAAGAUGAUAUAUUUGAAAAAAAACUGCUUUAUUAUUUUCUCUGUAAUCCUCCCUAAAAAAUGUGCUUUAUUUGUUCGUCGGUUGCAAUGAUAAAACUAUGCACCCUCUGAAUGAAACAUUACGGGGACGUGAUGGCUUCUUUUUCACGGUGUACCGGGCGGCUCAGAAGCCGGAAGCCACAUUCUCCUUUAAGGCACCUUUUUGAAUAUGUCAACUUGGAAGAAAAAAAUAAAUCUAUGCGGGCUUUCUGUUGCCUGUGAGAGAAAGGGUCCUUGGACUCUCUGUGAGAAAUGUGUUUACGACUUUUGGUCGGGUUGGGGUUCGGGUGGGUUAAGAGCGGACUCGUUACGUGAGCGUAAACGUUGUCCUCUGCUCGGACGCUUCCCGCGUUCCGUUGCAGAUGGCGUGCACACCGCUGCUUUGUGAUAUGCGUGUUUGCAGCUAAUCUCCCGCAGACAGGGGCCCUGCAGGGGCCCUCACAAACGGUGACGUCACUGGGUCAGAGCCCCUCAGCCGCUACUUCAAUGGCAUCUUUUGUUCCGACCGGUGUGUGAGGACGUGUGCGUUAAAAUAUGCACUUUUGUCUCCUGUCAUUUUGCAUCUAGAAUCCAUUAAACUGAGUUUGUAACAGUGUGAAAACGUGCUGAUGGAGUUCAGGCUGCAACACACACACACACACACACACACACACAGAGCAUGAGUAAUGGAUUGUUCUGUACUGUAUAUUUGUCCUAAUGCUGGACGAACAAACACUGCCAACAGUUCUUCACACUAAUCAUUUUGACUGAACCGUCGCUGUACGGAUUUCACAGAAAGAAAACGUUUUCAUGAAAAGGUUCUGGAGAGGAGAACCGUCCAGGUGACUGACGAUGGAGACCUCGGCCCCCGGCGCUGUGAACGGCUCGGCGACGGACGGCGAGGAGAACCACGGCGAAGACAGUCCUCAGGCGGCCGAGGGCCAGUCUCCCGGUGUCCAGCUGUGUGACGGACAGACUGCGCAGCUCCAAGGGGUCAUCCAGGCCCCCCAGACCUCCGUCAUCCAGUCCCCCCACCUGCAGACCGUCCAGAUCGGCACCGAGCUGGAGGAGGACGAGUCGGUCACAGACAGCCAGAAGAGACGCGUCCUCCUCUCCAGGCGUCCGUCUUAUCGAAAAAUUCUGAACGAGCUUUCAUCGGAUUCUCCGGCAGUUCCUAAAAUCGACGAAGAGAUGACUGAGGAGGACGAUGAAGAGGAGGAGGAAGACGAUGAGGAGGUGGUGCCGGUCUCCAGUGCUGCCGCGGCAACCGUGCCGACCUCCAUCUACCAGACCAGCUCAGGGCAAUACAUCGCCAUCACUCACGGGGGAGCCGUGCAGCUGACGGGCCCCGGGAUGGAAGCCUUCCAGGGGGCCCAGACCAUGACGGUGGGCGGCUCUCACGCCCCCCAGCACGGAGCCACCAUCCUGCAGUGUGCGGCUCAGCCCGGAGACUCCCCGCAGCAGUUCUACAUCCAGGGGGGGCAGGUGCUGGUCCAAGCUGCCACAGGAGACAUCCCCACCUACCAGCUGCGUUCGCCCAACUCGGGCCUGGCUCACAGCAUCGUGAUGGCAGCGUCUCCGGGGUCCAUGCAGAACCCCCCCCAGCACCACUCAGAAGACAUCACCCGCAAGAGGGAGGUCCGACUGAUGAAAAACAGGGAGGCGGCUCGUGAGUGCCGCAGGAAAAAGAAGGAGUACGUGAAGUGUCUGGAGAACCGCGUGGCCGUGCUGGAGAACCAGAACAAGACCCUGAUCGAGGAGCUCAAGGCGCUGAAGGACAUCUACUGCCACAAGGCCGACUAGCGGCGCCCCCCUCCGCCAAGGCAAACCCCCCCCCAAGAAAACACCAAAAAAAGGAGUCUGGAACAAAGACGUUGUUGCCUCAGCUCACUUCGGGGCCCGGCGGCGCCGGGGGGGUCGGAAUGGCUCGUCUACGAGGAGCUUCGCUCGCCGCAGCUAUUUGUGCACGCCACCGAGAGCAGGGGGGGGGGGGCAGGAAGAGGAAGUACAGGUGCUUCCUGAAAACGCCGCGCAGAGGUUAAGAGGCAGAGAGGACGAAGGUCAGCCGGGUCGCGCUGCUGGAAGGUUCCCCCGAGGUCCCCCCCCCCUCCCCUCGGCUGCAGCGAGGCAAACUCUUCCUGCGUUUCCACGGCGACGCCUCGCGCUUCUUUCCUGGGGGGGCCCCCCUGAGGCGAACAUUCCUUGGUGCGACAGACACUCUGAGGGCCCUUCGGAUCCGAUUCGCUGUUUGUUUGGUCAAAAAAAAAAAGAAAACGUGCAAACGUUUUUUUCAAGACGCACGUGAAGAAUUAAAAAUGGAGCUUCUAAAGUAUGUUCCAGGCAGUACCUGGACCCCCGGUUCUUCUUCUCUCACUACAGUGAGUUGAUUGUAAUAUUUGAAACAGUCAAAGCACAAAAACUAUCAAAGUAUCAGAAUUUCUACUCUGUUUAUUUGAGGAAUUUCACUCCACUAGUUUGUACAUCUCUCAAAAGAAGAAAGUCCCUUUUGGCUGACUAAAUGGAAUAAAGCAGCUCUAUAUGGAAUAAAGCUUAACUUUUGUAAGAUAAUCCCUGCUUUACUGUUACUGCGUCUGGUGCAGCCAUUGGUGUCCGUUGUGGUAUAAAACUAUUUGAUCACGGCUGGAUAUUAAAAUGCUCUGUUUUAAAGGGUUAUGCCAAUUUCUUUUUUAUUUCUAAAUGUAAAGACAUUUGAGUGAAAUAUAUCAUGUCGUGUUGAUGUUUCUGGUGAUUUUGAAGACUGCCUGUUUUUGUUUUUGUUCUGUAGUUGUUUCCACUGAACAUAUUUUAUUGAUGAGGGAGAUUCUUAACCCGACACACCAUCUGUAACGCUCUGUCCGGUGUCACCUCGAUGACUCAUCCGGGGGGGUCGGGGGGGGGUCUAGUGGUGACCCGCUUGCUGACAUAUUACUGCGUUGAAUUCAUCUGCAUGUCGUAGGUCCCUUUUUGCUGCCUCUUUUAGCCUCUGUGUACGUCCUUGUUUGAGCCCAAACUAGUUUGCUUUCUGUAAUAAAACCAUGAAAUGGGA
Messenger RNA from Pungitius pungitius (ninespine stickleback), 3395 nucleotides. RefSeq names its product cAMP-responsive element modulator. The record is from RefSeq and is a predicted model, not a curated record. Gene Ontology annotation, molecular function: DNA-binding transcription factor activity, RNA polymerase II-specific; RNA polymerase II cis-regulatory region sequence-specific DNA binding; protein binding. The coding region runs from base 1202 to 2152 and encodes 316 amino acids. The transcript has 8 exons. Gene Ontology annotation, biological process: regulation of transcription by RNA polymerase II. Gene Ontology annotation, cellular component: ATF4-CREB1 transcription factor complex; nucleus. Lineage: Eukaryota; Metazoa; Chordata; Actinopteri; Perciformes; Gasterosteidae.